Messenger RNA from Syzygium oleosum, 621 nucleotides. RefSeq lists its product as uncharacterized. The record is from RefSeq and is a predicted model, not a curated record. Bases 111 to 482 code for a protein of 123 amino acids. Lineage: Eukaryota; Viridiplantae; Streptophyta; Magnoliopsida; Myrtales; Myrtaceae. The transcript has 4 exons.
GCGAGAGAGAAAGAGAGCGUUGAAACGACUUCUCGGACAGAUAAGGCGGGAGGAACAGAAGGAGGACCGGCCUGGGCUUUUGAUUCCAUGCUGGACAGGGAGAACAGAAGAUGGCAAAACUCCCAUCAGUUGCUUCCAUCAAUCUGAGUGUGCUGCUUCCUCCACCAUCAUUGCCACUUCCCUCGCUUCUCACUCUCAAAUCCCCUCCCAACCCCAUCAAGUCUAACAAGGAGCAGAGACAAGUAGCAACUUCCGCAUCGAGAUCCGGCAGAGUCUCGCUGAAUUCGAUCCUCAAAAGCUGCAAAACGUGCAGCGGAAAAGGUGCAAUAGAGUGUCCUGGAUGUAAGGGAACUGGGAAAAACAAGAAGAAUGGAAACAUUUUCGAACGGUGGAAAUGCUUUGAAUGUCAAGGAUUUGGGCUGAAGGGCUGCCCCAAUUGUGGAAAAGGAGGCCUCACGCCAGAGCAAAGAGGCGAGAGAUAGUCAGUCUUUGGAAGAACAUCUUGUUGACCACCUUGUAUCUUCAAUUCCUAUAUUGCUACUCGAACUUGAUCUUUAGAUUUUGAGUUCAUUCCUAGCAGUUCAGGUGAAUGAAAGUGUGUGUCAAUUUUCUUCCACGUAA